Molecule: messenger RNA, 1923 nt
Organism: Manduca sexta (tobacco hornworm)
Lineage: Eukaryota; Metazoa; Arthropoda; Insecta; Lepidoptera; Sphingidae
Product: protein brown
Exons: 12
Coding region: 114-1886 (590 amino acids)
Cellular component (GO): membrane
Molecular function (GO): ABC-type transporter activity; ATP binding; ATP hydrolysis activity
Source: RefSeq, a predicted model, not a curated record
UUCUGUUAUUUGCGUGUCCUGGGCUUCAUAACGAUGGUGUCUUGCCUUAGACGCGUAGUGUUUUGUGCUAAUUAGUUUAUAAUUAGUUGAGUGAAUCAGUUUGAAUUGUUACUAUGGAGUUGAAUAUGGUAAAUAAACAGUUAGAUGUAAACGAUGACGAAGUAAUUAGAAUAAACGGUCUCAAAGUGUGGACGCCGGAGGAGAAGUCCUGGUGGAGACGGAAGGUCAUCAAACCGCAAGGACUUAUACUGAAUGGAGUUUCAGGGUGUAUCAAAGAAGGCGAGUUUGCAGCACUGAUCGGACCGAGUGGUGCAGGUAAAACGACAUUUCUUGUGUCAUUGGCUGGCAAAUGUACCUUACCAUCGGAUGGUAGCGUGACGGUGAACGGUAGAAAUGUCAAGCAGGGAGCUGUGGAAAUAGUCCCGCAGUUCGAAGUGUUUAUGGACAGUUUGAGUGUUAAGGAACAUUUGAUUUUCAUGACAGAAAUGAAAUUGGGUAAUUAUAAGAAACCUCACAAUAAUGUGAUAUUGAACACUUUGAUACGGGACUUGAAGCUAAAGUCGCACCUCAACACACCAAUAAAAGGGCUGUCGGGAGGGGAGAGGCGAUUGCUCUCUUUGGCUUCCUCGCUACUCUCCAAUCCUCAAAUACUGAUCUGCGAUGAGCCCACCACUGGCCUGGACAGUUACAACGCCUUACUGGUCAUCGGCGUGUUGAAGAAACUCUCUUUGACUGGGAAGGUGGUGAUCUGUUCCGUCCACCAGCCCUCCUGGGAUCUGUUUAAAGAGUUCUCCUCCAUAUUACUGAUGGCAGAGGGGAAACUGCUGUUCCACGGCACGCAUGAGCAAUGUAGACGCUUGUUUGAAAGCAUAAAUCUCCGCUGUCCGAUGAAUUACAACCCGGCCGAGUUCUACAUCCGAGCGCUGUCGAACGGACGCGGGUACAUUGAGAAGAUUUUAGAAAUGAGCCCAAACGGGUUCUCGGAAUGCCGUGAGACUUCCGAGAUAACGGAUAAAGGUUCCAUCAAAAUGACCCAAAGACAUUGGUGCAAACAGGUAGAGCUCUUGUUAUGGCGCUCUUCUAUAAGUUUGAAGAGAGAUAUACGGAACCAAUUACUACAAUUAUUUUUAUCUGUGAUGGCCUCCUCUCUCGUCAUAGGAACCUGCUACAUGGGGAUAUCAGGGAACACCCAGCGUGGAAUCCAGGAUAUCCGAGGGUUCCUCUGGCUGAUGACCAGCGAGGUGUGCUUCGGUCUCUCGUACAACGCUCUAUACGCGUUCGACGCCGAGAUAACUCUGUUUAAACGCGAGGCGGGGAUGUAUUCCUGCUCUGCUUAUUUUGUCAACAGGCUGCUAAAUUAUAUACCGAGAUGCAUAGUGUGGCCUAUAACGCUAGUAUUCAUCGCGACGCUGGCAGUGGAACUCCCCAACCACGUGGUAACCGCGCUCGAGUUUACAGCAGCGUUGAUCGGUGCAGGAUUCGCUUCGGUGGCUUACGGUCUUGGCAUGUCAGCAGUAUUUAUCUCGUCAGGAGUGAUGGGCGACGUGAUGCCGUGCGCAGACCUGCCUCUGUUCCUCAUGUCCGGAGCCUUCCUGAGAAUAACAUCCAUUCCCCUCUGGUUAUAUCCACUGAAAUACAUAUCCCACUUUUACUAUGCAAUGGAUGCUAUCAGCAAUUUGUAUUGGAGACAGAUAUAUUAUAUAGAUUGCCCAUCUAACUCUACGACACUUUGCAUCAAAGAUGGGCCAUCAGUAUUAUUAGAAAAUGGCUAUUCCGCGAACUUCAUCUUUGAAGACUGUUUGGGGCUGAUGUUUAUAACAAUUCUGUGGAGUUUAUUGGCCUACUGGGGACUCAAACGAGAAGAGAAGAAGGGAUAUGCGUACUGAGUGAUGUUUAGUUGUAAAUAAACUUCCUUAAAGUGUA